AUGGGGAAGCCAUUUAAGAAAAAGACACUCAAAGGAAGAAAUGGUAGAAAGUCAAAAUCUCCUCCUCAAGUGCCGAUCGUGAUUCAGGACGACAGCCUUCCUGCAGGUCCUCCCCCGCAGAUCCGCAUCUUGAAGAGGCCGACGACCAACGGCGUGCUUAGCAAUCCCAACUCCGCCAGCAGACCGGCCUUCCCCGUGAAAUCCUUGGCGCAAAGGGAGGCGGAGUACGCGGAAGCCAGGAAACGAAUAUUGGGCAGCGCGAGCCCUGAAGAAGAGCAGGAGAAACCCAUUCUAGAUAGGCCGCCGAGGAUCUCCCAGCCGGAAGACACCAGACAGCCCAACAAUGUGAUUAGGCAGCCGCUGGGUCCCGAUGGCUCGCAAGGCUUCAAACAGCGCAGAUAAAUGCGGGCGAGAGAUGCUUCUGCGGAAGGCAGGGUCCGCCGCCACGGGUCGCACUGCCGUGGCGGACAAACGGACUUGAGCAAAGGGAACUACCUGGUUUAUUUGCACUGUGAUCCCCUUUGCUCUGCCCACUGUGACCUUCAACCCCACGCACUGUGACCUCCCCUCUCCACCCACUGUGACCGGCAAACCGAGAAGGGCUGUCCCCGAGUCGCUGUAAAAGGAAAGGGGACGAGGGGAGGGGGUUAUAAAGGACUCGGACGGGUGCAGGGAGUCGUGUGUGUGCCACUUGGGUUGAAGCUAGCCCCAGCAAUAACGUUUGUUGUACUCAUAGCCUGGGAUUUACAGAAAGAAAAAAAAAAAAAUGGGAAGCCUCCCCAGACGCGCAUGUUGUCCUCAUCACUUUAAGAGCAAGUUCUGUUUCAAAGG
Fulmarus glacialis (Northern fulmar) is the source of this 831-nucleotide messenger RNA. RefSeq names its product SUZ RNA binding domain containing 1 (gene SZRD1). The record is from RefSeq and is a predicted model, not a curated record. The transcript is spliced from 3 exons. NCBI's taxonomy places the organism in Eukaryota, Metazoa, Chordata, Aves, Procellariiformes, Procellariidae. The coding region runs from base 1 to 402 and encodes 133 amino acids.